Molecule: messenger RNA, 1521 nt
Organism: Mycena indigotica
Lineage: Eukaryota; Fungi; Basidiomycota; Agaricomycetes; Agaricales; Mycenaceae
Exons: 8
Coding region: 121-1521 (466 amino acids)
Biological process (GO): nucleosome assembly
Cellular component (GO): nucleosome
Molecular function (GO): RNA binding; structural constituent of chromatin; RNA nuclease activity
Source: RefSeq, a predicted model, not a curated record
GCCCGGCCGGUCCACCCCACCUUUUUUCUUCUCUUUCUUCUUUAUUUCUCUUUUCUUCGCUGCCACGGCUCUUCGUUUCACACAUCUUCUUCGCCGACUUCAUUCAUCGUAACGACCAGCAUGCGUUUCUCGACUUCCCUGUUCUUCGCGCUCCUGCUCUCAAUCCCCUCGUUCGCGGCCCCGGUGCCCGUACCCGGAGAGGAGGAUUCCGUCUCGCUGGAAGCCCGCGCGGCGAAGGCCAAGGUCAAGGCAAAGCCGAAACCUGUCGUCAAGCCGAAACCUGUGGCAAAGCCCAAACCCGCCGCAAAGCCCAAACCAGCUGCGAAGCCCAAACCUGCAGCGAAGCCCAAAACUGCAGCAAAGCCUAAACCCGCAACGAAAGCUCCUGCGAAGAAGGCACCCGCUAAGGCUCCGGCGAAGAAGGCACCCGCUAAAGCUCCAGCGAAAGCGCCAGCAAAAGCACCCGCGAAGGCGCCAGCGAAGAAGACACCCGCAAAGGCACCAGCCAAGGCCCCCGCUAAAAAGGCACCAGCGAAAGCACCAGCGAAAGCACCAGCGAAAGCACCAGCGAAAGCACCAGCGAAAGCACCAGCGAAAGCACCAGCAAAGACCGCUAAAGCUCCAGCGAAGGCCCCGGCUAAAGCUCCGGCAGCGAAGAAGACACCCGCAAAGAAGGCAACACCUGCGAAGAAGCCGGCCACCAAAUCGGCUGCUGCCAAGAAGCCUGCCGCCUCAGCAAAGAAAGCUGCGCCCAAGACCCCAGCCCCCAAGAAGCCCGCUACUGGCGCAGCUUCAGCUAAGAAACCAGCAGCAUCCAAGGCAACGGCUCCCAAAGCGACGACCCCCACGACCAAGACACCCGCCGCUUGCGCACUCCCGGGCAAGACCGCCGCCGCGCCCAAGAAGACCGCCGUCCGCCGCUUCCUCGAAUACGUUGGUGUCCUCUCGAUCCGCGCUGACGUCGACCCAUCGUGCACCCCACCCCCACCAACGACCAAAGCUGACAAAGCCGCGGCUAAGGCAUCCAAGGCAGCAGAGAAAUCCGCGAAGGCCGCAUCCAAAUCCGCUGCCGCUGCUGCUGCUGCUGCCAGUGCCGAGGCUCUCAAGAGACCUGUCGGUGCUGUCGCCAAUGCUCCCUCCCGCUCCGUCCAGUGCACGAACAAGGAUGGUGGCUUGACUGAGAUCCCUGUUGGCAGCCUGAACACAGCUAUCCGUCUCGCCCAAGCAGGCCCCCUCAUCACUACAAAAAACGCAGCCAAAUUUCCACAUGUGUUCGCAAACCGCGAAGGUGUUAAGGUGUUCGGAGGCUGCGCUGGAAAGACCCUAGAGGAGCACGCUGUUGGGGUCAGCAUGGCCGGAUUCAAGAAUGUGCCUUCAGUUAUUUCGACAGAAGCCUUCAACCAGUUCCGCGUUCUCAUCACCACACCAGACGCGACUGGCGCGACAACGUUCUGUGGUGUCAUGACCCAUGGGACUAGUACGACGGGAACAUUCGAUAAGGAUUUGUGUGCAGAGGUGUAA